UCUUCAUAACAAGAAGUUUUUGAGAUCCCCAUUUUGUUGAUUUACAGUUUUCAAUUCUCUGAAAUCGUAAGUUGUUUCAGUCAAUUUUUUCAAUUAUAGAAAAACCCAGUUCAAAAAUCACCUCAGGUUGAAAUCACGAGAUCCCCAUCUUUCUUUUGCCCCAAGUUUUACGUCUUCAGAGCCAUUUUUUUUUCCAUUUUGUUGUUGAUGAUUGAUUUGCAGUUUUGAAUUCUCUAACAUUGUUGAAAAAAAAUGUCGAAGCAGAGAAGCAAUGACAUUGAGAUGAUAGCCGAGAUUUACGGCUAUGGAAGCAUAAUGCCUUUUGGUGCAAUGCAGAGAACCAAUGCGGAGGAGUUGAAUACACAAGAGAAUGAGAUCAAGGGUUUAGGACAGGUUGAAAAUGCAAGGAAGGGUCAGAAACCAGAUGAAGCCAAGUUGCAGGCAGUGGAGGAACACAUGAGCAAAUGCGCUGACGCCCGGAGAUCUAAAAAUUGGAUGACCAUGAGAAAAGCUGCGGAAGCAACUACUUGUGAAGCUGAUGCAUCUCCUAAGCUAUUCGCAUGUCGAGCGGAAGCUCAUUUGAAGCUGUACCAAUUAAAGGAUGCUGAAUUGUGGAUUCGUAAAGCUAGGACGUAUGAGCUAUCUGCCACAGAAUGCCGGUCAAAAAUUUUUGGAAUGCUCUCUGAAGCAUACAUAUUAUUUGUCCAAGCUCAGAUUGACAGCAGUCUUGGAAAGUUUGAUGAUGCGUGUAUUGCCAUUGAAAGAGCUGCACAAAUUGAUAUUCAAAGUGCUGAAAUUACUGGUAAACUCAAAAACAUGAGGCUGGUGGAUAAAGCUCGUACUCAUGGCAACGAGCAUUUCAAUUCUAAAAGAUAUGGACAAGCUUGUAGGGUUUAUGGGGAAGGGCUCUUUCUUGAUUCUUCAAAUUCAGUUCUCUACCACAAUAGAGCAAAUUGCUGGUUUAAGCUUGGAGAGUGGGAAGAAUCUCGGGCUGAUAGCAUUCGCGCUCUCCUUAUCCGGCCACAAUAUACUAAAGCUCUUUAUCGAAAAGCUGCCUCAAGUAUCAAGCUGGAAAGAUGGGCUGAUGCUGUGAGAGAUUAUGAGUUUCUGCGGCAGCAACUUCCAAGUAACAAAGUGGUUGCUGAAAAUUUAUCCCAUGCCCGAGCUGAAUUAAGGAAGUCACGCAGAAAAGGUAAUUUCAUGGUGGAGUUGGUUUCAGAUCUUGACAAGUUCCGGGCUGCGAUUGCAUCUGGUCAAUCUGUGGUCUAUUUUGAUGAAUUAUCCAACCCAGAAAGCACGUGGAUGUCCUACAUCAUGGAUACCUUGAACGCCAAAUAUCCUUUAGUAACUUUUCUCGAGGUGGACGUGAAACAGAGUCCAGCGAUCGCUACAGCAGAGAAAAUUAAAGUAGCACCUAGGUUUAAGCUUUACAACAAUGGCAGUCGUGUGGCGGAAACGGUUGUGCUAACUCCAGAUUUGUUGGAGUUAUUGAUUAAGAACACCCUCGUACUCCCCCCCAGAUGGUUUGGUGUACGCACAGGUGGAUGGUAGAGCGACAGGUUCGUGAUUGCAGCUAUCCGGACGUCGGCAUUCAUCCGGAGUUUGGUAGGUCCUCAUGCUUCGAGGAUGCUACUGUUUUACAUUCUAGCGUAGUUUUAGAGUUGAGCUAGUGGAGCAUGUUCCA
Molecule: messenger RNA, 1684 nt
Organism: Solanum pennellii
Lineage: Eukaryota; Viridiplantae; Streptophyta; Magnoliopsida; Solanales; Solanaceae
Product: TPR repeat-containing thioredoxin TTL4-like
Exons: 9
Coding region: 253-1551 (432 amino acids)
Cellular component (GO): cytoplasm
Molecular function (GO): protein binding
Source: RefSeq, a predicted model, not a curated record